Pleurotus ostreatus (oyster mushroom) is the source of this 1293-nucleotide messenger RNA. It is a transcript of the gene CEG1, whose product is annotated as Dcp1p-Dcp2p decapping enzyme complex alpha subunit. Gene Ontology annotation, biological process: DNA repair; DNA recombination; 7-methylguanosine mRNA capping. The transcript is spliced from 10 exons. The record is from RefSeq and is a predicted model, not a curated record. Gene Ontology annotation, molecular function: DNA ligase (ATP) activity; mRNA guanylyltransferase activity; ATP binding. The coding region runs from base 1 to 1293 and encodes 430 amino acids. Gene Ontology annotation, cellular component: mRNA capping enzyme complex. Lineage: Eukaryota; Fungi; Basidiomycota; Agaricomycetes; Agaricales; Pleurotaceae.
AUGUCGCAUGUGCCUCGCGUACCAGAACUGCCUGGAAUCCAGGUCCCUCGCCAUUCUGAGCAAGAAAUAUGGCUCAAGCGACAUGUAGCGAGACUUUGCCAGCUGGACCACGACAGAUUUCCAGGGAGUCAACCCGUUAGCUUUGGCAUGAGAGAUCUGAUGAAGCUGGAACGCCAGGAUUACUGGGUCUGCGAAAAGUCGGACGGCAUCCGGGUGCUUAUGCUGAUUCAAACGGACUUGCAAACAGGCGACCAGAUGGUCUAUCUGAUUGACCGCCAUAACUCAUACCGCCAACUAAAUGGCCUCUACUUCCCCCAUUUCGAAGAUCCUCGAAAACCACUUCGCGAUACCCUAGUCGAUGGUGAACUCGUAUUAGACUACGAUCCUCAAACGAGACAAGAAACACUCCGCUUGCUAGCCUUUGACUGCUUAGUAGUGAACGAGCAGAACGUUAUGUCCAAGACGCUGGAUAAACGUUAUGGGAGGCUUCAAGAAUGGUUCUACAAGCCAUACGCCAAGAUGAUGAAGGACCAUCCUCAUAUGGCCGCUAGUCAGCCUUUUCAAAUCAAGGUCAAGGAAAUCAACUUUUCCUAUUCUGUUGAGAAAGUAUUCGCCCUCGAUAUCCCCGCUUUACAGCACGGCAAUGAUGGUCUAAUCUAUACGUGUGUCAACGCCCCAUAUUCCCCAGGAACUGAUACGAACAUUCUGAAAUGGAAACCUCCGUCCGAAAACUCGAUAGACUUCAAGUUAGUACUGCGAUUCCCGCCGCUACCGGCGGACUCUCAGCAACCUGAUUUCUACGCCAAACCUAUCUUUGCACUACAUGUAUGGUGCGGUGGGGACCGAAGAGCGGCGAAUUACGAACUAUAUGAUACAAUGCAUGUGGAAGACGACGAAUGGGAAAAGAUGAAGAUGUCAGGUGAACAGAUAGACGACCGCAUCGUGGAAGUGCACUGGGAUGCACAUUCCUCCCAUUGGCGAAUGAUGCGAUUUAGAGACGAUAAACCCCAAGGGAAUCAUCGCACCGUUGUGGAGAACAUCAUUCAAACUAUCAUUGACGGCGUGGAAAAAGAAUCACUGUUGGCAAGGUCAAAUGCCAUCCGAAGUGCGUGGAAGGCUCGACUUGGCCAACCAUCACAGCCCCAGCCUGCGACCAAUCAGCCUCCUGCUUCCCGACCCCCAGACAAGCAAAACCAGCGACCUGCUCCUCUUGAGCUUCGCUAUGGUCCCUUGCAGACGUCGCGAUAUAGCAAAGUCAGUGGACCUCAGACCAUUGCGGGCAUGCAACGGUGA